AUGGAUUGUGGGCGGCUCGGCCGGGCGCUGACCGUCAGCUCUCUCCAGUGCUUUAGCCGUCCUCUCCGUACCCCCUUGGGCCCGCCGGCGUCGUCUUCUCUUCUUAUCAAGCAGCAGCAAUCGCAAGUCGCCAACCGGACGGUCCAAGCAGAUUUGCCAACCGAUGAUGGGUUGAUGCCGAGGCGAUGGCUUCGGCUAUCGCACGGGGACCCUCGCUUUCUUGCUCUGAUGGGUACUUCGUACGAGAGCCGAGUCAAAUUGGCCCCGGAUACCGAGCGGCGCCGCGCCUCCACUGGGGAAAUUGGGAAGUCGGGGGCAGAAAGUCAUGAUAAGCACGUGGGCGAUGGCGAGGUCUGAUUUGGUUCGGUCAGUCCACCUCGUGCGCCGCUGCUGAGUAGGGAAAGGUAAUCGAGGCCAUCGAAAGUCGACC
Molecule: messenger RNA, 430 nt
Organism: Trichoderma citrinoviride
Lineage: Eukaryota; Fungi; Ascomycota; Sordariomycetes; Hypocreales; Hypocreaceae
Exons: 4
Coding region: 1-357 (118 amino acids)
Source: RefSeq, a predicted model, not a curated record